AUGCCAAAUAGAGCCGUAAGUAGGUUAUUAUUGACAUCUAAUCAUUUAAAUGCACAAAGGAGUGGCAGUUCACAGAGUGGCUUUCAUAGUGUAAGUGAAGGAUCGAAAUAUUCAUCAACUUUCAAGAAAUACUUAGUAAAAGACGGAAAUGUCAAAUCAUACUUCCAUGAUUUACCUUUGGAAUUGGAUGUAGAGAAGGGUACAGCCAAUAUGGUGGUAGAAAUUCCAAGAUGGUCCAAUGCAAAAUUUGAAAUCAGUACCAAGGUACCAGGAAAUCCAAUAAUGCAAGAUGUUAAGAAAGGUCAAGUAAGAUUUAUAAAGAAUUUAUUCCCUUUUCACGGAUACUGUCAUAAUUAUGGAGCUUUCCCACAAACAUGGGAAGAUAUAACCAAUGAUAACGGAGAAUUACAAAUUUUUGGUGAUAACGAUCCAUUGGAUGUAAUUGAAAUAGGUUCUAAAGUUCACGAAGUAGGAGAUAUUGUUAAAGUGAAAAUUAUAGGUUCUUUGGCAUUAAUUGAUGAUGGAGAAUUGGAUUGGAAGGUACUUGCCAUAAAUACUCAGGAUCCUCUAUCCAAAAAUGUAAAUGAUAUUCCGGAUAUCAAGAAACAUUAUCCUGGAUUACUUGAUUCGACCAGAGAAUGGAUUAGAAACUAUAAGAUCCCCGAUGGCAAACCCCCAAACCAAUUUGCAUUUGAUGGUCAAUAUAAAGACAGGGCUUUUACUUUGAAAUUAAUUGAAGAAAAUCAUCAUGCUUGGAAUAAUUUGAUUCAUGAAAAGAUUGAAAAAUCUGAUAAAUUACCAAUUAUCACCAAUACUGCACAUAAGACAUCACCUGGAUAUAUUGAACAGUUCCAAAUAACGCCAGCAUUACCCGAACCACCAGCAUCUUUACCUCCAGACCUCAGUAAUUGGUAUUACGCUAAAUAG
Yamadazyma jaroonii is the source of this 927-nucleotide messenger RNA. The record is from the annotation of a GenBank genome assembly. NCBI's taxonomy places the organism in Eukaryota, Fungi, Ascomycota, Pichiomycetes, Serinales, Debaryomycetaceae.